Molecule: messenger RNA, 2715 nt
Organism: Hippopotamus amphibius kiboko
Lineage: Eukaryota; Metazoa; Chordata; Mammalia; Artiodactyla; Hippopotamidae
Gene: KCNN2
Product: potassium calcium-activated channel subfamily N member 2
Exons: 8
Coding region: 16-2361 (781 amino acids)
Biological process (GO): potassium ion transmembrane transport
Cellular component (GO): plasma membrane; dendritic spine; neuronal cell body
Molecular function (GO): small conductance calcium-activated potassium channel activity; calmodulin binding
Source: RefSeq, a predicted model, not a curated record
UUUAACAGUCCUGACAUGGAAACCCCAUUGCAGUUCCAGCGCGGCUUCUUCUCAGAGCAGCCGCCACGCUCCUCACACCUGCAUUGCCAGCAGCAGCAACAGAGCCAGGACAAGCCGUGCCCGCCCUUCGCGCCCCUCCCGCACCCUCACCACCACCCGCACCUCGCGCACCAGCAGCCGGGCAGCGGCGGUAGCAGCCCAUGCCUCCGGUGCAACAGCUGCGCCUCCUCCGGUGCCCCCGUGGCGGGGGCGGGGGAUAACCUGUCCCUGCUGCUCCGCACCUCCUCGCCCGGCGGCGCCUUCCGGACCCGUACCUCCUCGCCGCUGUCAGGCUCGUCGUGCUGCUGCUGCUGCUCGUCGCGCCGGGGCAGCCAGCUCAAUGUGAGCGAGCUGACGCCGUCCAGCCAUGCCAGUGCGCUCCGGCAGCAGUACGCGCAGCAGCCGGCGUCCGCCUCCCAGUACCACCAGUGCCACAGCCUGCAGCCCGCCGCCAGCCCCACGGGCAGCCUCGGCAGCCUGGGCUCCGGGCCCCCGCUCUCGCACCACCACCACCACCCGCACCCGGCGCACCACCAGCACCACCAGCCCCAGGCGCGCCGCGAGAGCAACCCCUUCACCGAAAUAGCCAUGAGCAGCUGUAGGUACAACGGGGGCGUCAUGCGGCCGCUCAGCAACUUGAGCGCGUCCCGCCGGAACCUGCACGAGAUGGACUCGGAGGCGCAGCCCCUACAGCCCCCCGUGGCUGUCGGAGGAGGUGGCGGUGCGUCCUCCCCGUCUGCAGCCGUGGCCGCCGCCGCUUCGUCCUCAGCCCCGGAGAUCGUGGUUUCUAAGCCGGAGCACAACAACUCCAAUAACCUGGCGCUCUACGGGGCCGGCGGCGGAGGCAGCACUGGAGGCGGCGGCGGCGGCGGCGGCAGCGGGCAUGGCAGCAGCAGUGGCACCAAGUCCAGCAAAAAGAAGAACCAGAACAUCGGCUACAAGCUGGGCCACCGGCGCGCCCUGUUCGAGAAGCGCAAGCGGCUCAGCGACUACGCGCUCAUCUUCGGCAUGUUCGGCAUCGUGGUCAUGGUCAUCGAGACCGAGCUGUCGUGGGGCGCCUACGACAAGGCGUCGCUGUAUUCCUUAGCUCUGAAAUGCCUUAUCAGUCUCUCCACGAUCAUCCUGCUCGGUCUGAUCAUCGUGUACCACGCCAGGGAAAUACAGUUGUUCAUGGUGGACAAUGGAGCAGAUGACUGGAGAAUAGCCAUGACUUAUGAGCGUAUUUUCUUCAUCUGCUUGGAAAUACUGGUGUGUGCUAUUCAUCCCAUACCUGGGAAUUAUACGUUCACAUGGACGGCCCGGCUUGCCUUCUCCUAUGCCCCAUCCACCACCACCGCUGAUGUGGAUAUUAUUUUAUCUAUACCAAUGUUCUUAAGACUCUAUCUGAUUGCCAGAGUCAUGCUUUUACAUAGCAAACUUUUCACUGAUGCCUCCUCUAGAAGCAUUGGAGCACUUAAUAAGAUAAACUUCAAUACGCGUUUUGUUAUGAAGACUUUAAUGACUAUAUGCCCAGGAACUGUACUCUUGGUUUUUAGUAUCUCAUUAUGGAUAAUUGCCGCAUGGACUGUCCGAGCUUGUGAAAGGUAUCAUGAUCAACAGGAUGUUACUAGCAACUUCCUUGGAGCAAUGUGGUUGAUAUCAAUAACUUUUCUCUCCAUUGGUUAUGGUGACAUGGUACCUAACACAUACUGUGGAAAAGGAGUCUGUUUGCUCACUGGAAUUAUGGGUGCUGGUUGCACAGCCCUGGUGGUAGCUGUGGUGGCAAGGAAGCUAGAACUUACCAAAGCAGAAAAGCAUGUGCACAACUUCAUGAUGGACACUCAGCUAACAAAAAGAGUGAAAAACGCAGCUGCCAAUGUACUCAGGGAAACAUGGCUAAUUUACAAAAAUACAAAGCUAGUAAAAAAGAUAGAUCAUGCAAAAGUCAGAAAACAUCAGCGGAAAUUCUUGCAAGCUAUUCAUCAAUUAAGAAGUGUAAAAAUGGAGCAAAGGAAAUUGAAUGACCAAGCAAAUACAUUGGUGGACCUGGCAAAGACCCAGAACAUCAUGUAUGACAUGAUUUCCGACUUAAAUGAAAGGAGUGAAGACUUUGAGAAGAGGAUUGUUACCCUGGAAACGAAAUUAGAGACUUUGAUUGGUAGCAUCCACGCCCUCCCUGGGCUCAUAAGCCAGACCAUCAGGCAGCAGCAGAGAGAUUUCCUCGAGGCUCAGAUGGAGAACUACGACAAGCACAUCCCUUACGAUGCUGAGCGGUCCCGGUCCUCGUCCAGAAGGCGGCGGUCCUCCUCUACAGCGCCACCAACUUCAUCUGAGAGUAGCUAGAAGAGAGUCAGUUAACCACAAAAUAAGACUUUUUGCCAUCAUAUGGUCAAUAUUUUAGCUUUUAUUGUAAAGCCCCUAUGGUUCUAAUCAGCGUUAUCCGGGUUCUGAUGUCAGAAUCCUGGGAACCUGAACACUAAGUUUUAGGCCAAAAUGAGUGAAAACUCUUUUUUUUUUCUUUCAGAUGCACAGGGAAUGCACCUAUUAUUGCUAUAUAGAUUGUUCCUCCUGUAAUUUCACUAACUUUUUAUUCAUGCACUUCAAACAGACUUUACUACUACAUUAUAUGAUAUAUAAUUAAAAAAAAGUUAAUUUCUGCACAUACUUGUUUGGUCACUUGACAUUUCUAAAGGUUCA